Molecule: messenger RNA, 1041 nt
Organism: Lactuca sativa (garden lettuce)
Lineage: Eukaryota; Viridiplantae; Streptophyta; Magnoliopsida; Asterales; Asteraceae
Molecular function (GO): zinc ion binding
Source: RefSeq, a predicted model, not a curated record
AUGUUGGGUUUGAUUGAGGCAGUAAAGGAAGUAUUUUCAGCAGCUGAACAUAGGCAGUGUGCUAGACAUAUCUAUGCGAAUUUUAGAAAGACAUUUAGUGGAUCCAAGUUUGAAGAUCUAUUUUGGAAAGCGAGCAAGGCAACAACUGAAGCACAAUUUAAUGUAGUUAUGAAAGAGAUUGGAAAAUUAAAUCCGCAAGUAGUUGUGCAUCUUAUGGCUAGAGAUCCAAAGACUUGGUCUUUGGCUUUUUUCAGAGUUCAUAAUUCUUGUGAGUCAGUAGAGAAUGGUUUUUCAGAGAGUUUUAAUAGCGUGAUUUUGGAUGCCCGGAAGAAACCAAUAAUAAGCAUGUUAGAGGACAUUCGUAUAUAUGUGAUGCAAAGGAUGGUGACUAUGAAACUAACCGGACAAGGAUGGAAUGCUUAUUCUGUUUGUCCAAAUAUCAGAAUACGGUUGAAUAUGCUCCAAACUGAGCGAAGGCAUUGGCAUGUCAUUUCUUGUGGGGGGAUGAAGUUUGAGGCAAGGAAGAUGGACAAGGCGUUUACUGUGGAUGUUGAAAAAAAGGAAUGCAGCUGCAGGCUAUGGCAACUUAAUGGAUAUGGCUGCGUACACUCAGUUGCCACCUUAGCCUACUUAAAUUUGAAACCUGACGGUCCAUAUGUAGAUUCAAUGCGUAUGCCAAGAAGGCCAACCAUAAAGAGAAGAAGAGAUGCUUCUGAACGGAUGGGAAAACAUACCGUCAGCAAGGCAGGGAAGAAAGUUUCUUGCAGCAUAUGCAAGGAGAAAGGACACAACAAGGCUACUUGUAGUAAAGGGGAGGAUGAGGUAAUCGUAGAUGCUACUGAUGCUUUGGAUAGGCCUAGAGAUGAAGAGCGAAUGGUGGGAGUCAAUGGACGGGAUGAAGGGGUGAAUGUCAAUGCUCGAGUUAAGCAUGUUAAACCACCUAAAAUGCGAAAGAAGUCAGAACGAAUCAUUAAACUGAAGCUUGCAAAAAAUAUGGGAGGUGAAGGUAGCAGUGUUGCAACGACCAUGGAAUUGGAUUAA